UCCAUCGGGAAGGGGCUGUUGCUUCCCGGUUCUGUGCCUGCCGGAGCCGGGGCCGGGCUAGAAGAAGCGAGCGGAAGCCAUCAAGGUAGAGGAGAGGAAGAAGAAGAAGAAGAAGCAGCAGAAGGGCCGAAGGGCUGGGGCGAAGCAGCCAUUAGGAAAGUGCUGAUGCAGAGGUUCCCUCGUGUCUACGGGCAGAGUUGGAGGAGUUGCUGUUCGCGGACAAAGGCAGCAGGAGGGAGUGGAGCUUUGUAGAAGCCGGAGCCUGUCUCACUGGGUGUCUGUGUUUCAUUCCCUGUCAAAAGCCUGGGAGCUGGGGGGGAAAAAGCAGGGAAGCGGCGAGCUGCAGCGCUCGCUCAGGAUCAGAUAGCAAGGAAACCAAUAGCGGCGAGAAAAAAAAAAAAAAAAAAAAAAAAAAAAAAAGGAGAAAACCAACCCACAUCAACCAACCAACCCACCCACCCCUCCACGCUGAGGCUGGAACAGGCAGGUCCCUGCCAACUCCACAGCACGCAGCAAGCAGGGAAGAAGGGAAGAAGUCCACCCUCCCCGGGCAGGAGCGGAGUUGAGCCCGAAGGAUAUUUGAUGACACUUUGGCAACGAUGGGUCCCCCAGCAUCUUCCAGAGCCCAUUUGAGGGUGAAGGCUCCGAAAGCACAGAGGGAGUUUGAAGCUAAAUUCACCUGAGUCUGGAUCUCUUGGUCGCUGGGAUUUAUCUGUUUUUCUUUUUUUUCUCCACGGGGAAACCGAACCAAGAAAAAAAGCGAGUUUGCUUUUUUUUUUUUUUUUUCCUUUUUGUUUAAUUUUUUUUAAUCUCCCUCUUUAUUUUUUUUAAAUUUUUUUUUUUUUUUUUGAAGAAGAUUUUUUUUUCCCCCUGUGGUUGGAAUGGAGGGGUUGGGUCUGUGCCUAAGAAGCAGCAGCCGAACGUCGGUCCUGGGAGGAACCCGAGUGGAUGUGGGGUCCCCUGCCAGCUAACUCUCCAGGAGCUGCAGCCCCACGGCCGGAGGGACUGGAUGCGGUGAGAGAGCCUCUCACGGGAUCCACGUGGUGACGUGGCAGCCAAGACGUGGAAGUUUGGGACUUCUCUUCCACCGCAGCAGAAUUUGGGGGGUGGGCAGGGGUGGGUCAGGGGGACACUGGGAGUCGCAAGACCCUUCACCUUCACUGUGGGCUUGGCUCAGGGAUGACAACGGGCAGAGUCAACCCUUACAGCAUCGUGUCCUCCGAGGAAGACGGGCUGAGGUUGACCACCAUGCCAGGUAUCAACGGCUUUGGCAAUGGGAAAAUCCACACCAGGAGGAAAUGCAGGAACAGGUUUGUAAAGAAGAACGGUCAGUGCAACGUGGAGUUCACCAACAUGGAUGACAAGCCACAGAGGUACAUUGCAGACAUGUUCACCACGUGCGUUGACAUUCGCUGGAGGUAUAUGCUCUUGCUCUUUUCCCUGGCAUUUCUGGUGUCCUGGUUAUUGUUUGGGCUGAUUUUCUGGCUAAUUGCACUCAUUCACGGAGACCUAGAAAACCCGGGUGGAGAUGAUACUUUCAAGCCUUGCGUUCUGCAGGUCAAUGGCUUUGUGGCUGCUUUUCUGUUCUCCAUCGAGACCCAAACGACUAUUGGGUACGGCUUCCGCUGCGUGACCGAGGAGUGUCCGCUGGCCGUCUUCAUGGUGGUGGUUCAGUCCAUCGUGGGCUGCAUAAUCGACUCUUUCAUGAUUGGUGCAAUAAUGGCAAAAAUGGCCAGGCCCAAAAAAAGGGCCCAGACAUUACUUUUCAGCCAUAACGCAGUAGUGGCGAUGAGAGAUGGAAAACUCUGCCUGAUGUGGAGAGUUGGGAACCUACGGAAAAGCCACAUAGUAGAAGCCCACGUACGAGCUCAGCUCAUUAAGCCCAGGAUCACAGAGGAAGGGGAGUACAUCCCGCUCGACCAAAUAGACAUUGACGUGGGGUUUGAUAAAGGCUUGGACCGUAUUUUCUUGGUGUCUCCCAUCACCAUUCUCCACGAGAUCAACGAAGACAGCCCCUUGUUCGGGAUCAGCCGCCAGGACUUGGAGACAGAUGACUUUGAGAUCGUCGUCAUCCUGGAGGGCAUGGUAGAGGCCACAGCCAUGACGACGCAAGCUCGGAGCUCCUACCUGGCCAGUGAGAUACUGUGGGGCCACCGCUUCGAGCCCGUCUUGUUCGAGGAGAAAAACCAGUACAAAGUAGACUAUUCCCACUUCCACAAAACCUACGAGGUCCCGUCCACGCCCCGUUGCAGCGCCAAGGACUUGGUGGAGAACAAAUUCCUGCUGCCCAGCACCAACUCCUUCUGCUACGAGAACGAGCUGGCCUUCAUGAGCCGCGACGAGGAAGAGGAAGACGAUGACAGUCGGGGUCUGGAGGACCUCAGCCCGGACAACAGGCACGAGUUCGACAGGCUUCAAGCCACAAUAGCGUUGGAUCAGCGGUCGUACAGGAGGGAGUCAGAAAUAUGACUCUUGGUCCUUCCGUUGACUUUUCCAAGGGUAUUUUUUUUCCUCCUCUAAUCUCUUCCCCUACAACCCGCUCAAAUUAUGCAGAACAAUGCAAGUGCCAUAGGAAUGCUUGAGAAAUUAGUAUCGUUCAUAGUUUUCAGUUUCAUCGCAAUAACCACUGAGCGGUCUGCAGAGGGGACGGUGGCAGGCCACGGCGCGUCCCCCGCGCCCAGCGCCCGCGGCAGGGCCCACGGCUCUGGGGGAUGGAUGGAUGGACGGAUGGAUGGAUGGAUGGAUGGACAGAAGGAAGGAUGAGGAGAGGAGGGUCCGUGGGGCAUGGGCAGGUGCUCGCCCCGCACGGCCCUGUGGGGCUUUGCUCUCCCCGCGGGGAAAACGCCAGCGUUUUCCAGGAGCUGAGCACUGCGAGAUCCAAAAAGAGGAAAUAUCAGGAAACAAAUCUUGCUCUCUCUCUUUCUCUCUUUCUUUUCUUUUCUUUUCCUUUUAUUUUUUAACUGAGCAGCAACAACAAAACAAUUGCUCCUUCGGCAGGUGGUCUGGUUCAGUUGCACAAGAACAACACUUGAAAUAACA
Molecule: messenger RNA, 3039 nt
Organism: Serinus canaria (Common canary)
Lineage: Eukaryota; Metazoa; Chordata; Aves; Passeriformes; Fringillidae
Product: ATP-sensitive inward rectifier potassium channel 12
Exons: 2
Coding region: 1180-2469 (429 amino acids)
Biological process (GO): potassium ion import across plasma membrane; regulation of monoatomic ion transmembrane transport
Cellular component (GO): plasma membrane
Molecular function (GO): inward rectifier potassium channel activity
Source: RefSeq, a predicted model, not a curated record